Molecule: messenger RNA, 1089 nt
Organism: Miscanthus lutarioriparius
Lineage: Eukaryota; Viridiplantae; Streptophyta; Magnoliopsida; Poales; Poaceae
Source: the annotation of a GenBank genome assembly
AUGGGAGACGGGGAUGGGGACUAUGCGCUGCACCCUCAGCCCGGCGCCGCCGACGUGGCCGUCUGGCCCGGCGAGCUCGACGAGCAGCUCAUAACCGAGCUCCUCAGCGACGACAGCCUCCUCCUCGGCGAACUGCAGCAGGUCCCCGCCGGCGACUUGGAGCAGCACUGCUCGCGUGACACUGGCGCGUCAUCUGCUCCCGCCGCGCCGUGCAUCAGCGGCGGCGGCACCACGGCCGAGCACCAGGAGCUGCUUCCGCAGCCGGAGGCGGUGAGCAGGGCCCUGUGCUCGGUGUACACCGGCCCGACGAUCCGGGACAUCGAGAAAGCGCUGUCGACAUCGAGGCCGCACCCCUGGAGCAGCCUAACAGUGCAUCUGUUGGGAGCGGCAAGUCGAGCGCCGGAGAAGUACACGACGAAGGUGAGGAGCUGUGGCGGCAAGACGCCGGGCGACGGGUACAAGUGGAGGAAGUACGGGCAGAAGUCCAUCAAGAACCACCCCCAUCCCAGGAGCUACUACAAGUGCACGAGCUCCCGGUGCGGCGCGAAGAAGCACGUGGAGAAAUCCACGGACGACCCGGAGAUGCUGAUCGUCACGUACGAGGGCCCGCACAUGCACGGCCCGCAGCCGCUCUUCCCGCGCCGGCAGUGGCUGUCCAUUGAACUGUCCGGCGCGGGAGCGGCGGCGGCCUCGAAGACGAAGCAGCAGCAGCAGCAGGCCAGGGCCUCCUCCUACCCGGCCGCGUCAGCCGCGCUCGCAAGCGGCGAGGACGGGGGCGGCGGCUGGCCACCGAGCCAGAAAACAAUGACGCGCGGGCGCGACGUCGACGUGCGAGGAGGGCCCACGGUUGCUGCAGGCGAGACGGCGACGCCGCCGGGGCCGCCUCAGAUCGGACGCGCGGGUGACGCCGUGUCGACGCAGCCGCGCCUGGUGCUGACAGCGGACUCGUGCGACGACGGCUCCACCGCCUCCGUGCCGCCGCCGCGGGCUGCUGCGUCGUUUCCUCACUGUGACUCGCCGCCUACGACGACCUGGUCGUGCCCUGACUUCCCCUUCGCCUGGUCCCCUGAAGCUCCUCUGCUUCUGUAG